AUCUGUGUCCGGGUACUGCAGAGGAAACGACCCCGGACUGUUAUAGCGCAGGUGACGAUCAACCGUUCCGUUCUUACAUAUAGCAGGAAUCAAGAAAUUAGACGCCACGCAGAAGGUUAAUUGCUGGGACGUUUGGAUCGCACAUUUCUUCAAGGGCAUUGCUCAGCUUAUCCUCUGCACUAAUACAGUCUUGGUGAAAUGCGAGCGAAGAUUGAAGAUGGUGUCGUGUAUUCGCCAUUCCCUGUGGCCGAUAUGCCGUGCUGUUCGUUCUAUACCGCUGCCAAAGAGGCUCUCCACGAUCAGCCUGACAAGCUCGCAUUGGCGGACGGCUCUGUCUCACUAACCCGCAGAGGCCUCUUCGUGCUCAUGCAAGCCUAUGGAGCAGGUUUCCAGAAGCAUGGUGUAAAACCUGGAGACAGAAUCUGCGUGCAUCUCAGCAACAGUGUGCGCAACUUUGCAGCAAUGUGGGGCUGCGUCUUCGCUGGUGCAAGCGUCGUGCUUGCGAAAACAUCUCUCACCGCACGUGAACUGCACUACCAACUGAACGACAGCGACAGCACUCACAUACUCACGGAGGACACUUUUGCUGAAAAAUCACUCUUGGCGGCAUCGUCACUUCAACUAAAGGGUUUCUUUACAAUGGGCUCCGCAGAAGGGUUUGUAUCAACGGCGACAUUUCCCGAGCUCGAAGAGGAUUUUUUCCGUGAAGUCCCAGUCGAAGAUCCAAGAAACUGUGUGCUCGGCAUCUGUUAUACGUCGGGCACAACAGGGCUCCCGAAAGGCGUGGUCGUCACUCACUUCGGCUUCGUCGCAAAUAUAGCAAUCGCUGGGUAUGCAAGUCCACCUUAUAUCUAGCUGUGCAAAACGCAGGUUCUUAUUAUAGUCAGUCAAUUAUA
Molecule: messenger RNA, 896 nt
Organism: Rhipicephalus sanguineus (brown dog tick)
Lineage: Eukaryota; Metazoa; Arthropoda; Arachnida; Ixodida; Ixodidae
Exons: 5
Coding region: 199-855 (218 amino acids)
Source: RefSeq, a predicted model, not a curated record